This is a messenger RNA of Galleria mellonella (greater wax moth), 1870 nucleotides long. RefSeq names its product protein ecdysoneless homolog (gene ecd). Bases 140 to 1810 code for a protein of 556 amino acids. Lineage: Eukaryota; Metazoa; Arthropoda; Insecta; Lepidoptera; Pyralidae. The transcript is spliced from 3 exons. The record is from RefSeq and is a predicted model, not a curated record. Gene Ontology annotation, cellular component: nucleus.
UUUAUUUUAUGUGGCAACACUGAUAAGUUGUUAAAUUGCUCAUUUAUUUUAACCUUUUGUUUAUUUUUCUUGUUACAUGUAUAUAAUUUUAUUUAAAAAGUACUUACCUAAUUAAUGCUACAGUUUAUUAUUAAAAAAUAUGGAAGACACUUCAAUUGCUUACAGUGACGAUAGUGUACAUUGUUAUUUUUACUCUUCGUUAUCAAAAGUGGACGCAUCCUAUUGGGAAAGAUUAUGCGAGAACAUUAACAAAACAAUUGUAAUUUUGUCAGAGGAUCAUAUAUGGCAUAGAGAUGAAUUUAGAGUGCACAUCCCAUUACAUGAUAAUAGCCAUGGAGGUAUUCCUUUCCAUCUUGAAAGUUCAACUUGCUUCGGAGACAAUAUUGAAGAUGAGUGGUUUAUAGUUUAUAUUGUGUUGGAAAUAACAAAACAGUUUAAAGAUUUGAUUGUUCAAAUUAAGGAUAAUGAUGGUGAAUUUUUGCUCAUAGAAGCUGCAGACCAUUUACAAUCUUGGGCAAAUCCCAAUACUACGGAAAAUAGGGUUUAUAUUUACAGAAGUCAAAUCCACUUGAUACCUGAUACAAUAAUAGACUUGUCUACUAAGGUAAAUGUAUCAGAUGCAAUAAAAAUCAUCACUAAUGAGACUGAACAAACUAGAGUUUCUUCUGAAAUACAUCAAUCAAUUUUAAAUCGUAUUAGCGAGUAUCCUCAAAAAAUUAAAGAAAAUCUACAUAGAACAGUGGUAACUUUGCCUCUUGAUAUUGCUGCUCUGUUAAUUUUAAAACCCUCUCUCAUAUCAGCAAUUGUUAAUGCAUAUUGCUCACAUGAUAUGAUUGAUGUACAAGUAUGUAAAAAUAUACAAUUUGAUAAUUGUGUAACUACAGAGAUAACUUUUACAAAAUGUUUAUAUGCAAUGUUAAUACAUUCUAAAUUGAUAAACAUAACAAAAUGUAUAAAAAUAAUUAAUAAUGAUAAAAGGUCUUUAAUAGGAUUGAAAUUAGCAUGUGGAUAUGAAAUACUUACAAGAAAUGUUUCAAAUGAUAUUUUUUCCUCAAAAGGUUAUUUGAAUUUUUUAAAUAAUUUAAAGAGAAAUGGCUAUUUUAAAAAUAAUAUAGAAGGAUCAAAAAUGUAUACAGAUUUAUUAGACAAGGCUAAAAAUUAUUAUAAAUGCAUGGAAUGUCCAAUAAAUACAUAUUUGUCGAGCCAAAUAUUACAGAUAAUGUCUACUACAAAUUUUUUAAAAAUAAAAGAAACGUUAAAACAAUUUAAUAAAGAAGAUUAUACUGAAGACAAUGAAGAUUGGUUAAAUAUUAAUCCAGAACAACUUAAUGAUCUGUUAAAUUCACGUUAUGGUAAACAAACUAAAUUGAACAGUGGUGAUAUGAUUUCAUCUCAGACAAUAACAACUAAAUUAAAAGACUUUCUUAAACAGACAUCAGAUUUUGAAGGAGUCGAGCCUACCAUAGACAUAGAUGAGAACAAACAAGUAAUUGAUUUUGAUCCAGAUGAUUUUGUUAACUCUAUAGAAAAAAUGUUAAAUAUUAUUUCUAGAGAUAAAGAUAACAGUGACGAAAAUACUGACUUUAGUGAUGAUUCUGAUGAAAGUCUACCAAAUGAACUAGUAGAAAAAAAGAAAGAUCUCAAAAUGGAGAGAAAUAAUAUAGAAGAGAGAGAAGCAGACAAUACUUUUAUUAAUAUCAUAAAAAGUAUGAAAGAAGAAGAGGGUUCAUCUGGACCUUCUAGUAAUUUAUUAAGAACAGUGGGUAUACAUAAAAUGGAUUUAUUAGAUUCAGAUGAUGAUUUAAAUUAAAAGGUACGAGUAUUUAUGCAAGUAAUAUUGGAAAUAAAUAUGUAUUUGCAAAAACAUAAA